UUAGCGACACACGGUUUCUUUCGGUGGAGUUGGAAUUUACUGUUCUGUUAUGAAAAUAAUUCCAAUAUACUUUUAAUAAAAUAAUUUAUUUUUGGUGAAGAGGAAUCAUAUAUCCAGAUCGGGUAAAAAUUAGCAAUGAGUGCACCAACAUUUAAUGAUGCUACUGAUGAAGAGCAGUACCUUGAUCUCCGAAGCCAUUUGAAAAAUCUUGGUGCAGAUAUAUCUGAGGAAAAUUCUGAAGCAGGGUAUUUGGCUGAUUUACAGGAUGUUAUAAAUGUGUGUGACUUUUGCUUCAGAGAAGCUAAUGAAGCAGAUGCUGAAUGCACUUUGAACAGUAUUGUAUCUUUGCUGAUUAUGGUUCCACAAACUGAAAGCGAACCUCUUGUAAAUUUAUUCUGUGAAAAAUUGACAAGAGCACCAUCUUUGAAGAUGGGAUGUGUUGCAUUUAAAGUAUUACAAAAUCUGUUUGCUGGAAUUGGGGAGCAUUCGCCUCUUUGCUAUGAUGUAUAUUUCAAUCUCACCCGUGUAGCUGGCCAAACUGACAAUGUCGGUUUGAUUUUUAAAGACAUAGAUAAGCUUAAAUCCUGGUUGACUGAAAUGAAAAUUCCAACUGAAAAGACACAAAGACUUCUACGUUUGCUACAUGAAGUUUUGGUUGAAAGCAAACAAAGUGACAUGGCUGCCAAAGUUAUGAUUGAAUUGCUUGGCACUUACACUGAAGAUAAUGCAUCACAAGCAAGAGAUGAUGCGCACAAAUGCAUUGUGACUUCCUUGGGUGAUCCUAAUGCAUUUUUGUUGGAUAAUUUGCUGGUCCUAAAGCCUGUAAGAUUCUUGGAAGGAGAACUUAUUCACGAUUUAUUGACUAUAUUUGUAUCGGAAAAGUUAUCAGCUUAUUUGCAAUUUUAUGCUGCAAAUAAGGACUUCGUUAAUUCAUUAGGUUUAUCCCAUGAGCAAAAUCUUCAAAAAAUGAGACUGCUGACCUUCAUGCAGAUGGCUGAGACACAAAAAGAAAUUCCAUUCAGUGUUAUUGAAUCUGAAUUGCAGAUAAAGCCAGAAGAGGUUGAAAGUUUUAUUAUUGAGGUUCUCCGAACAAAACUAGCUCGAGCAAAGGUUGAUCAACUUCAGCAACGUGUUCUUGUAAGUUCAACAAUGCACCGAACAUUUGGCAAACAAGAUUGGAUACAUAUUCGCGACACUCUUGUGCAGUGGCAUAGUGACUUCAGUCAGGUUCAGGGACACUUGCUUGGAGUUCUGAGAUCAUCUUAUGAGAGUGUUACUAAUGUACAAGGUUGAAAAUUAAAAUAAAACUUUUAUUUGAUA
Messenger RNA from Argiope bruennichi, 1320 nucleotides. It is a transcript of the gene eIF3m, whose product is annotated as eukaryotic translation initiation factor 3 subunit M-like. The coding region runs from base 136 to 1293 and encodes 385 amino acids. Gene Ontology annotation, cellular component: cytoplasm; eukaryotic translation initiation factor 3 complex. The transcript has 9 exons. Gene Ontology annotation, biological process: cytoplasmic translational initiation. NCBI's taxonomy places the organism in Eukaryota, Metazoa, Arthropoda, Arachnida, Araneae, Araneidae. Gene Ontology annotation, molecular function: translation initiation factor activity. The record is from RefSeq and is a predicted model, not a curated record.